AUGUCCCUCUUCUCCGCAUCCCUCAUCUCUCAAGACGUAGCCUCCUCCCUCCCCACCGGCUACACCAUCCGCCCCCUCCAAAAACAAGACUACGCAAAAGGCUUCCUCACAUGUCUCCACGACCUCACAUGGACAGGGGACCAAACAGAAGAAGAAUUCAACCAGCGCUACGAUGAGAUGGACACGCAGGGCAAAGGGCCGUAUUACUACCUCGUCAUAGAGCAUGAGGGCCGCAUCGUUGGCACCGGCGCCGUCAUCAUCGAAAAGAAAUUUAUCUGGAACCGCGCAUCGGUAGGCCACGUCGAGGAAAUCUGCAUCUCAAAGGCCCACCAAUCUAAAGGUCUGGGUCUGAAAAUGAUCAAUGCCCUCGACUCAGUGGCCAGGAAUGUCGGAUGCACCAAGAGUCUUCUGAACUGCGAUCCCGCCAAGAAUGGCUUCUACGUCAAGUGCGGGUAUGUUUCUUCAGGGAUGGAGAUGCAGCAUAGUUUCAAGGAGGAGAAGCAGUAA
Messenger RNA from Pochonia chlamydosporia 170, 507 nucleotides. RefSeq names its product GCN5-related N-acetyltransferase (GNAT) domain-containing protein. Gene Ontology annotation, molecular function: glucosamine 6-phosphate N-acetyltransferase activity; monosaccharide binding. Bases 1 to 507 code for a protein of 168 amino acids. NCBI's taxonomy places the organism in Eukaryota, Fungi, Ascomycota, Sordariomycetes, Hypocreales, Clavicipitaceae. Gene Ontology annotation, biological process: UDP-N-acetylglucosamine biosynthetic process. The record is from RefSeq and is a predicted model, not a curated record. Gene Ontology annotation, cellular component: endoplasmic reticulum; endoplasmic reticulum-Golgi intermediate compartment; Golgi apparatus. The transcript has 2 exons.